AUGAAAAAUGGAAGGCAGACUACCAAUAAUAUUGUAGAUUCUUUACAAUAUCCAUCAAAAGACUCUAAAGCACUUGUCAAAAUGCAGACAUUAAGAGCUAAAUCGUCAAGAAAACCUUUCACAAAAGCAGAACAAAAUUUUGCCCUGAGUUUAUUUUACAAAUCACCAAGUACUUACAAAUUUCUAAGAAAUAAUAAGAAAAUAACUUUACCUGGCAUGUCAACAAUUCGUCGGUGGAUUGGUAAUUCAAAAUUCAGACCGGGAUUUAACUCAGGGCUAUUUCGACAAUUAAAAAAAAAAUGUGAAUCAAUGAGCCAAGAUGAAUUAUACUGCACAUUAAUAUUUGACGAAAUGAAGAUUAAAAACUAUCUUGAAUAUUCUAAGUUUCUAGAUUGCGUUGAGGGGUAUGAAGAUUUGGGAACAAAAGGUCGUACAAAUAAAUUAGCUGGUCAAGCCAUGGUAUUUAUGAUACGUGGUUUGUAUUCAUCAUGGAAAAUGCCUAUUUGUUAUUUUUUACCUGCGACAUCAGUAAAAAAUUGUAUAUUGAGUGAGUUGUUAGUGGAGGUAAUUCAACGGCUAUUAGAUUGUGGAUUUCAUGUUAAAGCUGUAAUAUGUGACCAAGGAACUAACAAUGUAGCAGCACUUAAACUAUUAAAAGUUACAAAAGACAAGCCGUUUUUUGAAGUUAAUGAAAGACGAAUUUAUUCUAUUUUUGAUACUCCACAUUUAUUUAAAAACUUGCGUAAUCAUUUAAAAAAAAGCAAUUUUAUAUUUGAAGGCAAAGAAGCCUCUUUUCAAGACUUGAGAGAUGUUUAUGACAUUGAUAAGAAAAGUUGUACUAGUCGUUCUUUAUUAAAAAUUACUGACAAUCACAUAAACCCAGGGCCAUUUCAAUUGAUGUCAUGUAAAUUAGCUAUGCAACUUUUUAGUAAUACAAUGUCUACUGCUAUAAAAACCAGUGUUUACACCGGUCAGCUGAAGUCUAAAACAGCUAUACAGACAGCUAAUAUGAUAAAAUAUUUCAAUGAUUUACUAGAUGUACUAAAUAGUAUGAGUUUGUACCAUUCCAAUCCAUUUAAAUGUGCUUUAUCCACCGAGAGACCCCAGCAACUAGAAUUUCUUCAAAAAGCAAUAAUAACAUUUGAAAAUUUAAAAAAGAAAAAUUCUACCAACAAAGGGAAAAAAGAAACCAGACCGGUUUGCUUUGAUGGUAUGUGCUGGACCUUGAAUGCUAUUAUACUGCUGUAUAAAGAACAACAAGACAUGGGAUUCCCAUACAUUUUGACUGGACGCCUCAACUCUGAUGUAAUAGAAAACACAUUUUCUAUAUUUAGACAAAGGGGAGGAUAUAAUAGAAAUCCAACUGCAAGAACUUUCCGCACAACAUUUAGAAUUAAUGCAAAAAUGAGUUUAAUGAAACCAUCGAGUUCUUCUAACUGUGAGCCAGACGAUGACAUCCAUUUAAUGACUCACUCUGUAAAUAAUGACAUCCAAAUAGAUGGAGAUAGUAGUGAGUCAACAAUAUCAUCCAAUGAAUCAUCCGAUUCAUGGAAAAUGGACAGCAUUCAGUCAGAGAAAGAAGCGGUGGUUACUUUGGAAAAUUGUUCAAACACAUAUUUUGCUGGUUACCUCGCAAUGAAAACAAUAUUAAAAUUUCCCUGCUCUUAUUGUGAACAGUUAAUGGUGAAGUCUGAUUUUUCAGUUACAAAUAAAUUAGAUUUUUUAAUUUUUUGUAAAAACUAUGAUUCAAAAACGUCUGAAAUGCAUCUGAAAGUACCUACUUAUGAACUGACGCAAUUUAUUAUUUUGGCUCAAAAAAUCCUUGCAGAUAUAGUAGAGAAAAAACCACACAGAAAAAAAAUAGCCCAAUUUGCUGAAAAAAAAAUAAAAACUGAAUUAAUUAGUUUAUUAAAUGUUAAUGAAACUUGUAUUCCACAUAUUGAAUUUUUGAUCAAACAUCUAAUAAUAUGUAAACUUUUUAGAAAUUUUAACUGGAUUUCAAAAAAUAUUAAGCAUGUGAGAGUUGAAAAAUCCCAAAAAAAAUUAAAAAUUCUUAAAAAUAUUUAA
This is a messenger RNA of Macrosiphum euphorbiae (potato aphid), 2067 nucleotides long. The record is from the annotation of a GenBank genome assembly. Lineage: Eukaryota; Metazoa; Arthropoda; Insecta; Hemiptera; Aphididae.